UGUGCAGGCCGGCGAGUGUCUCCACGCCUCUCUCUCCGGCUGUCUGACUGAACGCUGCGGGUUCUGAAACCGACACUCAAAGUCUGAAAACACAAUUACACGCAAAAGGCGAAUGCGUGGAUAUCAUGCAGUCACGUGAAACCACUUUAUUUCUAGCUGAUAAACACACCAACGACUUCUCCUCUUCCUCUUUUUGGUGUGUUUUUCUCUGUGUGUAAUCGAAGGGGGAGACUGGAUUCAGAGACGAGGAAAACAGGAAUGUUUCUUCCGGUACCAAAGAGUGUGAAACCCGAACGGAAGCCGAUGUGGUCUUUGUAGUCUGACAGCAUACUCUUGUCUUCCUACCUUCACUUCCGCUACUUGUGCCUCACUGAAUGCUGUGCAACUCAGCUCUGCUGCUGGCUUUGGUUUCCCCCAAACUGAAGGAAAAACCAUUGAGGCAAGAGAGAGGCCUCUGUCUCCAGAACUGCAGCCAACCUUUCUCAGAACUUUGACUGACCCCUCUUUCCACUCCAUAACCAUAACUUCCAAACCUCCUGCCAGCUGCUAGACACGGUUGGCAAUCGCUAUUCCUGGGCAGAAGGAUCGACCAUCGCCCCCCGACCGGUCCCAGACUGGUGCGCCUUCAGUGGGGGAGGGAGGGGAAGGAAGGCAGCUGAACGGCUUGCAGCUUUCCCCGGAGAUGAAGCUGCAGGCUGUCAUGGAGAACCUGCACAGGCAGCAGAGGGCCAAGCUUCUUAUGGAGCAGCAGCUACAGCAGCAGGCCGCCGCCCAGCACAAUCAGGUCCGCACAAUUGUUGGUGGAGGGGAUGAGCCGAUGGGGAGCCCGGCCCCUGAGGCAGAGCAGGCCCAGAUGGCAGCACUGGCCGCCAUGCGUGCCGCAGCGGCCGGGCUGCAGAGGGUGACGGACAGCCCCAUGUCAGAUCGCAGCAGUGGCGGUGAGGACGAAGGUGAUGAGGAUGACAAUGACGACGGGGAGGAGCAUUACAAGGACAUGAUGGGGUCAGAUGAGGAGGAGCAGAUCAAACAGAAAUGGGACGAAGAAGACUUCGAAGGCGAGAUGGAAGAUGACUUUGACGACGACCUGGCGGAGGAGGGUCUGCCGACCGGCCAUGACACAGUGGCUCCCGGAAAGGGCAUCUUCCUACUGCCCCACCGUCAACUCCACCCCCAGUCCCAGCUGCUGAAGGCCCGUCCUAGUGUCAACCAGGAGACCCGCGUAGCCACCCUGCCUCCCCAAGCCACUCACAGCCAUCUGGGCGGGCAGGACCACGGAGAGUGGACCUACGAGGAGCAGUUCAGACAGCUGUAUGAACUGGAUAGAGACCCAAAGAGGAAAGAGUUUCUGGAUGAUCUCUUCAGCUUCAUGCAAAAAAGAGGAACCCCAGUGAAUCGUAUUCCCAUCAUGGCCAAGCAGGUUCUGGAUCUGUACAUGCUCUACAUGCUGGUGACAGAGAAGGGCGGCCUGGUGGAGGUCAUCAACAAGAAACUGUGGAGGGAGAUCACCAAGGGACUCAACCUGCCUACCUCAAUCACCAGUGCAGCCUUCACCCUUCGCACACAAUACAUGAAGUACCUGUACCCAUACGAAUGUGAUAAGAGGGGUCUGAGCAACCCCAACGAGCUCCAGGUAGCCAUCGACAGUAAUCGGCGGGAGGGCCGCCGACAGAGCUUUGGCAGCUCCCUCUUCACCUAUUCGCCCAAUGGGACGCCCACCAUGCUCUCCUCACCGAAGCUCCCCUCAGCCAGUGUGGGUCUAACGGUUGGCACCAACGGGGCCUCCUAUACCCCCAUCCAGAAGAUCAAGAAGGAAGAGGAAGGAGGCCACUCGCUGCCAGGGCUUGGUGUGGCUCGUCUGCCAGCGGGUUCCCUUGCGGGCCACACGGUGGCUGCUGUGCAGGUAGCGGCAGCUCAGGCAGCUCAGAUAGCGGCUCUGGAGCAGCUGAGGGACAAACUGGAGGCCGGCGAGCCACCAGAGAAAAAGAUGGCGCUGUCGGCCGAGGAGCACCACCGACUGCUGCAGAGAGCUCUGCAACACAACCUGCUGGCCAUGACCGCUCAGAUACCCAUGAACAUCCGCAUCAAUAACCAAGACAGCAGACAGGACUCGGCCCUGAACCUUACCACAAACGGCACAAGCAGCAUCAGCAUGUCAGUGGAGCUCAAUGGAGUGGUGUACGCUGGCGUCCUUUUUGCCCAGGCAGCAGCAGGAUCGUCCGUCUCCAACAAGACGGUCAGCAGUCAUGUCGCUCCACAGCAGCAGCAGAACACACCUACCUCAACCUCAACCUCAACCUCAACCUCCAACAACCUGUUGUCUUAACUGGCCUUUCCCCUUUUU
Molecule: messenger RNA, 2341 nt
Organism: Etheostoma spectabile (orangethroat darter)
Lineage: Eukaryota; Metazoa; Chordata; Actinopteri; Perciformes; Percidae
Gene: arid3a
Product: AT-rich interactive domain 3A
Biological process (GO): regulation of transcription by RNA polymerase II
Cellular component (GO): nucleus
Molecular function (GO): DNA binding
Source: RefSeq, a predicted model, not a curated record